Molecule: messenger RNA, 789 nt
Organism: Penicillium argentinense
Lineage: Eukaryota; Fungi; Ascomycota; Eurotiomycetes; Eurotiales; Aspergillaceae
Exons: 2
Coding region: 1-789 (262 amino acids)
Source: RefSeq, a predicted model, not a curated record
AUGGCUGGGGACGGCAACUUUACAUAUCGCGACGGAAUUGCCGUGGCACAAAUAGUCAGCUUCUCAGUACCUCUACUAUAUGCCCUAUAUUUCCGAUGGAUGCGCCAAAUAGGCUGGUUCUGCAUCGGUGUUUUCACUCUCCUCCGAAUCAUCGGCGCCAGCUGCAAACUCGCAACCAUCAGCAACGACCUACAAGGGCUCUGGGCGACAAUUUUCGUCUGCGAGUCUCUCGGAAUGAUCCUGAUAAUAUUCCUCCUGCUUGAACUUCUCGAAAGAAUAAACAAAGUCAUCAACGUCGCCGGAAAAUGGAUCUUCUGGGCUCCCUCAUUAAUCACCUGGAUCGACAUCGGCAUUUCAAUUGGAGGAUGGGUCUCCAUCAUGGAUGUUGAAAAUCCCUUGCUCCCAACAAAAUGGAGCCAAGCCAGUAUGGGCUUGCUAGCGCUUAUCUACGCGUAUCUGAUUGGCGUCUUUGUUCUAUUCUGGCUUCGUCGGCAUGAGUACUUUGAAGAGGAAAGGUGGGCGUUGAACGCAGUCGCUGUCUGCCUUCCACUACUGGCCAUUCGGGUCAUAUACUCUCUAAUUUUCAUCGGGUCAAGUGAUAUGACGUUCAAUGCGAUCAAGGGAAAUCCGACUGCCUACCUGAUUAUGACGAUGUUGCCCGAAGUGGCGAUAAUUUGUGUCUGCACAUAUGUUAUUGCGACUAGGAUAUCGCGUUUGGAAGGUGAUAUACGUCCAGCGUCACGGAAAUCGGCGGACGAAGAGUUUCGGCAGGGGCUUUCUAAUCGAUGA